Molecule: messenger RNA, 1767 nt
Organism: Fonsecaea pedrosoi CBS 271.37
Lineage: Eukaryota; Fungi; Ascomycota; Eurotiomycetes; Chaetothyriales; Herpotrichiellaceae
Exons: 3
Coding region: 1-1767 (588 amino acids)
Biological process (GO): P-body assembly; cytoplasmic stress granule assembly
Cellular component (GO): P-body
Molecular function (GO): mRNA binding
Source: RefSeq, a predicted model, not a curated record
AUGGAUAUGGAUCAUCUCAUCGGUCAGCGUUUCAACCUCAUCUCGAAAAGUGAAAUUCGCUAUGUUGGUACUCUCCACGAGAUAAAUCCUGAGCAGUCCACAAUCGCUUUGGAAAAUGUCUUCUCCUUUGGUACCGAAGAUCGCAAAGUCGACAAAUUCAUCCCUCCUUCACAACAGAAAUAUGGUUUCAUUGUCUUUCGUGGAAGCGAUGUCAAGGAUAUCAAGAUUGCUGAAGAUGAACCCUCACAACCAUCACCUCCGCAGAGCAUGCCCAAUGACCCUGCCAUCUUGAAUGCCUCGCGACCAGGUCCUCCUCCAGGAAUGCCUCGUGAUGGCCCUUUUUCUCCCCAAGAUUAUCCACACCCUCCUCCUCCUUUUGGUGGUUACUACCCUCCCAAUCAAUUCGGUAGAGGUUAUGGCCCGCCUCCAGGAGCCUUUGGCCCUGGUCCCGGAUUUCCUCCCUAUGGACCCCCGCCUCCUGGAUAUUUUGGACCCCCUGGCGGCCAGGGCUUCCCACAAGGUCCUGGUCCUCACCCAUUUCCACAACAUCCUCAACCUCCCAUUGGACCUCCCGGCUUGCGCGGCGAUGUACCACCACCUCACAUGCAGUCACAACCUCCUCCUGACUCCGCCAUGUCCGCAGCACAGCCUCCUCCAAAUCUGACAUCUGAACUGCCUGGUAGUAACAAGGCGCCAGAGGCAGGUGCUUCCCCUCUUCCAAAAGAAACACAACCCUCUACAUCGCUGUCGUCACAAUUGUCUCAUGCUCAGGUCGCUGCCAAGGCUGCACCCAUACCUGCUCCUGCACCCCAGGCAGCAGGGGUGGCGCCUCCAAAGGCAGCCCCUACAGGGCCGAAGAACAACCGUGUGGCUCCCGCAGUCCCUUUCACUGUGAAUCAGAAAUCCUUCACACCUCCAGUCGCUGCCACGGCGGAUACUUCUGCAACAAAUGGUACCGGUGCUAAACCUCAGAAACCCGCCCCCUCCCAAGCUGCCAUGGAUGAGGCGGCGCGACAAGCAAAGGAAGCGGUCGCAGCGGCUAUGGCAAAAUUGAACCCCCAGGCUGCUUCGGUACAGCCCAAACAAACUCUUCCAACGGCGGCAGUAGAUGCUUUGACCAAAAAGGUAGCCGAGAUGUCCACAUCAGCUACGAAUAACGGAACAGCCCGUGGGGGCAGGGCAGGGUUCAGAGGCGGACGAGGCGGCAAUUACCAUCGCGGAGGUGGUCAGAAGAAGAUGGAAAUUCCAAAGUCUGAUUUUGACUUUGAAUCCGCCAAUGCGAAGUUCAACAAGGAGGACCUCAUUAAAGAGGCGAUUGCUUCGGGAUCACCUCUUGAAGAGACGCCAGCUCAGGAAGAGGAGAACGGCGAAGCACGUAAACCAACUCCAACCAGAAAAGACAGCCUAACCAACACCGUCCCCGCCUACAACAAGUCAACCUCUUUCUUUGACAAUAUUUCCUCGGAAGCCAAGGACCGAGAAGAAGGUCACGACGGCCGCGCACAUGGCAGACAGGUGCGCAGCGAAGAAUUCAAGAAGAAUAUCGAAACUUUUGGCCAGGGUAAUGUGGACGGAGGUUACCGCGGGCGCGGAAGAGGUGGCGGGUAUGGCCGUGGAAGGCAGUACGGGGGAUCAUAUCGAGGCGGUUAUAACAACCGUGGAUAUGGUGGCGGAUACAAUCAUCGCGGCAAUCGGGGACGAGGUGGGCAAGGACAGGGGCAGGGGCAGACGCAAGCUCCAACUGGACAAGCCGCUGUGCAAAACUAG